AAAGUUUUGAAUAUUAUGAAUAAUAUAAAACAAUUAAUAGAAGCAAUUUAAAAAGUGGAACAAGAAUUUAGUAAAUAGAACAUAAAUUCAGAAGAUCGAAUACCCAUCAUUAGUAAAAUCUUAUUCAAUGAAAAUUUGUAAACUUUGGAUAAUCUAGAUUAAGUAUUAAUCACAUAAUUUUAGUAAAGUGGUAUACAUUAAUAUAAUCAAAGGUUUAAAUGAACUUAAUGAAUAUAUUGAUUACUUACUUUAUAGAUUAGAUUCAUAAUGCGAUUUUGAACUAAAUUUAAAUUAUUAAACUAAUGAUAAAAUAUUGUAAGAAAUAUCAUUCUGUUAAUAAUAAUUUAAGGAACAAGCGACAUAAGAUGAAAAUGAUAUUAAGAAAAUAUAAAGGCCUAGAAUCUCCACUUAAAAAUGA
This is a messenger RNA of Paramecium primaurelia, 418 nucleotides long. Lineage: Eukaryota; Ciliophora; Oligohymenophorea; Peniculida; Parameciidae. The record is from the annotation of a GenBank genome assembly.